AUGAAGUUGGAUGAUAUCAUGAAAGAGUUUAUCAAACACCUGGAAGAUUUGGAACUGUUAACAACGGAUGCUCAACUAUACAAGGCUGAUGAAAUAUGGGACAGACUGCUUGACUUGAUACUGGAGUUGAAACAACAGAAUCGCAUAAUAAUGAGUUCAAAAUAUCUCAACGACUAA
Molecule: messenger RNA, 177 nt
Organism: Batrachochytrium dendrobatidis JAM81
Lineage: Eukaryota; Fungi; Chytridiomycota; Chytridiomycetes; Rhizophydiales
Exons: 2
Coding region: 1-177 (58 amino acids)
Source: RefSeq, a predicted model, not a curated record